Podarcis lilfordi (Lilford's wall lizard) is the source of this 9651-nucleotide messenger RNA. NCBI's taxonomy places the organism in Eukaryota, Metazoa, Chordata, Lepidosauria, Squamata, Lacertidae. The record is from the annotation of a GenBank genome assembly.
AUGCUCCCUGCGAGGGCUGUGACAGGGACCUGCCUCCACCUUGCCGUCUUGCUGCUCUGCUUCCGACUCACGGCUCCUCAGAAAGGACGGAAGAAAGUCGUGCAUGUCUCAGGUGCGUGGCACAUACGUGAUUUGGAAGCUCAGCCCCCUCUCCCCUGGGAUUGCAUUCGCUGAGCUGCCCGGCAGAUUCAUGCAAUAGGCUCCAAAGCACUUUGGCCUUGUACAGUUAACCCCAGUUCAGCCGUUGCCAAAGGGGUGCCUGGGGGCACAGGGGUGCCCUCGAGGUCUUCCUCUGGUGCCCACGAAGGCUCCACACACACUUCCUUGUUUGUAAAGCAGCGAAGGCGGUUACGCUACUCUCCCUCGAAAAGGAAAUAGAGUUGAAGGGGACAGUGAUCUCUCUGGGCUUUUCAGGGCGUGGCCUGGGGGAGAGGGGUGUGGUCUGUGAGAGGGGGCGUGGCCUGGGGAGAGUGGGCAUGGCUCCAUAAAUUGACAUAUUUGCCCAUCCCUAACCUGGAUCAGCUAACCUUGGAUAGCUCAGUUGGGUAGAUUGUGGUGCUGAUAAUGCCAAGGUUGCAGGUUCGAUCCCCUUUUGGGACAGCAGCCUAUUCCUGCAUUGCAGGGGGUUGGACUAGAUGAUCCUCAGGGUCCCUUCCAACUUGACGAUCCUAUGAUUCUAACCCAGACUUUUUAUUUCGCCUGCCAAUCAUGGGGCUUGUGGAGUACAGUCGUACCUUGGUUCUCGAACGCCUUGGUACUCAUAUGUUUUGCCUCCCCAAUGCCGAAAACCCUGAAGCGAGUGUUCCACUUUUCGAAGCCAAAUGUCCAACGCGGCCUCCACUUGAGGGCAGGAAACUCCUGCAGCCAGUCAGAAGCCGUGCCUUGGUUUUUGAACGAACUUCCGGAAAAGAUUAGGUUCGAGAAACAAGGUACGACUGUAUCCCCAUUCCGUUCAGCUGCAAUUCCCCUUGGGGGUCCCUUCCAUCUCUACAAUUCUAUGAUUCUAUGACUUGCUGUUUUUAAAACAUCUAUUGUCACUACCAUGUAUUAUUUCAUUGCAAGAUGUGUUUGACUAACCUGCAGAAAACUGGGGCAGAAAUUCUAAAAACAAGCAGCUGAUUUGUAAAUGAUUAAGUGCGUUAUCAUUUUUAUUUAUUCAGUACUGCUUUUUCUUAAGAAAGGGGAGGGGGAGAUCCCAAAUCUGUUUAAAAUCCCCACAUAUUAACGCAGUUUCAGUAUGACACAGCUCACAGCUCCAUCUUGCAUCCACCUGUCCUGGGUUUGAAACCCGGGAUGCUUAAAAAAAACACCCAACAAAACCCUUCUCUUUUCUGCUUGCAGAGGAUGACAGUGGUGCCGUCGUGGUGCAGACGGCGCCGGGGAAAGUGGUCACCCACCGGGGUGGCACCAUCAUCCUGCCCUGCCGCUUCCACUACGAUGUCUCGGCCCACGACCCGGAUGAGAUCCGCCUGAAGUGGACCAAGCUGGUGGAGCCCAUGUCCUUUGAGGACGUAUUUGUGGCGAUGGGCGUGGAGCGCAGGGCUUUUGGGAGCUACAGGGGCCGCACGGCGCUGCAGGAGGACGGCUCUGGGGACGCCUCCCUCAUCAUCCGGAACGUGACCCUCCAGGACUACGGGCGCUACGAAUGCGAGGUGACCAAUGAGCUGGAGGACGAUGCUGGGAUGGUGAACCUGGACUUGGAAGGUGAGGGGAGACGGGCGGGUUGGGGUGGGGCCCACAGGCCAGGUCUCCACAACCCCCUGUAGGAGGAAACUAGUGGGAGAUAAUAGAAUCCUAGAUUGUAGAGCUGGAAGGGACCAUGAGGGUCAUGUAGUCCAACCCCCUGCAAUUCAGGAAUUUCAGCUAAAGUAUCCCUGACAGAUGACCUCCUUAAAAACCUCCAGGGAAGGAGAGCCCACAACCUCCCAAGGGAAACCGUUCCACUGCCAAACAGCUCUUAACACCAGAAAGUUCCUCCUGAUGUUGAGUCGGAAUCUCCUUUCUUGUAACUUGAAGUCAUUGGUUCGAGUCCAGAGCAGGAGAAAACAAGCUCGUUCCCUCUUUCAUGUGACAAUCCUUCAAAUAUUGGAAGGUGGCUAUCAUAUCUCCUCUUAGUCUCCUCUUCUCCAGCUCCUUCAACCAUUCCUCAUCAGGCUUACCUUCCAGUCCCUUGAUCAUCUUGUUCGCCCUCCUCUGCCCACCUUCCAGCUUGUCAACAUCCUUCUUAAAUUGUGGUGCCCAGAAUUGGACACAGGACUCCAGGUGUGGUCUGACCAGGGCAGAAUAGAGUGGUACUUUUACUUCCCUUGAUCUGGACACUAGACUUCUGUCGAACAGCAUUAGCUGUUUUUGCUGCUGCAUCACCCUGUUGGCUCAUGUUCAGCUCGUGGUCUGCCAAGACCCCCAGAUCCUUUCCACAGGUACUGCUAGUAAGCCAUCUUAUAUUUGUGUGAAAGUGAUGUGGGAAUGCCUCUCCUAAGAUGGCAUCAUUUUGUCCUAUAUCAGCAUGGCCAGGGAAUGCCUCUUCUAUGAUGUAAUAGCCUGAUCCAGCAAGACUCAGAACCACAGAAUUGUAGAUUCGGAGGGGACCAUGAGGAUCAUCUAGUCCAACCCCCUGCAAUGCCUUGGCAUUAUCAACACCAUCCUCUAACCAAAUGAGCUAUCUAGGCUGACUCUUCUUGUACUCUUACAGGAGAUAAGAAUGGGUCCUCCUUGUCCGCAGGCAGCCCACCUCCUUGGAGGGUCUGGCGGGGUGAGGGGAGCAGCUGUUGCCUUUACCCCUCCUCCUUAUCAAUUUCCUAGAGGCCCCCGGCUGACCACUGUCAGAGGCAGGAUACUGGGGAGGCUGGAACAUCUCUGAAAUUCUCAUCUAUCUACCUUUGCCUCCUUCAAGCCAGAAAGAGUGGAGGGAGCCCCUCCAAAAGGAGAAUCUCUUUCCUGUUCAGGAUCUUCAUAGCCAAAUAAGUUGGAAGUGUGUGAGAGCAAGAGAGAGAGAGAGAGAGAGAGAGAGAGAAGGAAGGCUGGAAUACUACAAUACCCUCAAUGCUAUAAUUCACCCCACCUCGCGGCAGCAAAAGCAACCCAAUUCUCUCUCUUGUUGGGAUGUUUUACGAAUCUGCCAGCUGCUAUCAUUCUUCCUGGUUUUUAUUAGCUUCUGACACCGAAACCUGCAGCGACAAUGAAAGUCAAUAAAAGCAGCAGUAAAGCACCCCAGAGACUCUCCAGCAAGAGAGGAGGAGGGAAGAGGAGAAAGAAAUUGAGGGGAGGCAGACAGGACCCUGCAUGCUCUCCGUGAGGGUGUGAGCUGCAAACAGAGGCUACUAGCUGUCUUUCGUCAUGCAUUCCUGUGGGGUUGGCGUGCCCUUUUAACCCGAGGGCCGCAUUUUCUCCUUGAGGAUCUUCUGGGGGCCACAUCCCAUAGCAGCGGGCAGAGCCAGAGGCGAAAGUGGUUGGAGCAACUGGUCUCAAUUAGUUAAUCACUGAAUAUCUUGCAAAAAUGUGGUUUCCACAGACUUGGUAGAGUGUCAGGCAUAAUGAGCAGAGCUGCUCAUUCCCUUUCGUCUUCCUCCAUGGAAAUCUGUUGCUGACAAUCCCCACCUCCCCACAGACAUCUAUGGCCCCUCCUCUCCUGGUCCCCAGCCCCCAAGUAAUUGGCGCUUGUGCCUAAAUGCAGCCAACCUCUCCUCUGCACUUUUCAUGCCUCUCCUGGUCCUGGGAGACAAGCAGGGAGGGGGAGACACCUGUGACUCUUCACCAUCUCUGCCUCCUGGCCUCCCUCCUCUCCUGCUUCAGCUUCUGCCUCUGAGUCUAGACUGCUCUCUGCCACAGACUCUCCCAGCCCGCUAAGCCCUGUUGCCCCUUCAGCUUCCGACAUCUCCCCCUCCCAGUCUUCUCCCUCAUCGUUGUCCCACCACCACUCCCCAGGCGGAUCCUUCUGCCCUCCCUCUACAUCCAAGCAGUCCCUGACACUCUUAACAAGGCAAUCACUCUCAGUAAACAAGAAAAAUAGGUUUACUCGCAUCAAAAAGCCUGACAGGGUUCAACAGAUGCAGUGAUGAAAAUAUGGAAAGGAUCCUCAAAUGUUGCAGAAGUCCAUAAAAAGUUAAAGGGACCCCUGACCAUUAGGUCCAGUCAUGGCUGACUCUAGGGUUGCGGUGCUCAUCUCACUUUAUUGGCCGAGGGAGCCGGUGUACAGCUUCCGGGCCAUGUGGCCAGCAGGACUAAGUCGCUUAUGGCGAACCAGAGCAGCGCACGGAAACGCCGUUUACCUUCCCGCCAGAGCGGUACCUCUUUAUCUACUUGCACUUUGACGUGCUUUCAAACUGCCAGGUUGGCAGGAGCAGGGACCGAACAACGGGAGCUCACCCUGUCGCAGGAAUUCGAACCGCCGACCUUCUGAUCGGCAAGCCCAAGGCUCAGUGGUUUAACCCACAGCGCCACUCACAUCACAGAAGUCCAUAGUCCUGCUCAAAAUGGAGAAGCGUCUGUUUGCAACUCUCUAAAAAUUGUGUGCAAUUAUGUGUUUGCGAUUCGGCUGCAGAUUCUCCCGCACAGAAGAGGCAUUCCAGCUGGUCAAGAUCCUUUUUCAAUUGUGGUGUCCAGAACUGGACACAGGACUCCAGGUGUGGUCUGGCCAAGGCAGAAUAGAGUAUUGCUAUUACUUCCCUUGACCUGGACGCUAGACUUCUGUUGAUGCAGCCUCAAAUAGCAUUAGCCUUUUUUGCUGCUGCAUCACCCUGUGGACUCAUGUUCAGCUUGUGGUCCACCAAGAUCCCUUGGUCCUUUUCACAUGCACUGCUAGUAAGCCAAUACUAUUCCCUCCUGAGAAUGCCUCUCCUUUGAUCAGGGAGGGGGAACCAGCAUGCUUCAGCAGUGUUAACGGAGAAAUCUGAGGGCUCCUUUGGACAAAAAGCAAGGACACCAGCCAGGAAUACCAGAGCAAAACAGCGGCCAGUAGGCUUGGUCUUGAUUGAAGACUGGACUCCUACCUGCCACCAGGUGGAACAAGAUGGAAGCCCAGAACGAAAGAGCCCCCAAACUUUUAUUAGCUGCUAAUCCCCAUGUUACACCCCCCCCCAAACUACACCACGGUUACAUCAUGAAAGGGGAGGUCUGGUGGCAGUAAUCUGAGCAUCCUGGACCCUGCCCCAUGGUUCUCCUUGCCCUCCACCAAACACCUAUCAAGCGAAACAAAAGAGAGAUUUACAUUUCCCUGUUUCCCAGCCAAGUGAAUCCCACCCUUUGGUCUUCCUCUGGGUUUGUUCUUUCUGGAAUGGCUACCUGUCUGGCACUCAGGUAUCAGGAUGCCAGGGAUUAUCACUCAGGCAGAGGGGCUGCUGAGUAGCUGAGCUCACAUGUCUAUAUGAAUUUCCGAAGUUUUCCCAGUGAGCCAGUACAUAGAGACAUUUGUCAGUGAAUUCUUACAUUUGGUAUCGUGCAGCUGAGGCCCUUUGAAUAGAUAGGAAGAAACUGUGAUGUAGUGUUUUGUAGGGACAAAUCACAAAAGUCACAGAAGUGAUGGUGCUGGUUUUGGUAGUGGGCUGCAUGUGCAUUAUAUCUGCUGGAGGGGCAACACCCCCCCAACCUAUAUUGUAAAUUCCUGCAACAAGCAGUCAGGGUGAUGAUGGGGGCCGCAGUCCAAGAAUGCCUAGAAGGCCCUGAUCUGCUCUCGAUGUCUGUUUUUCCUCCUCCUCUGCUUCUCUUUAGGGGUGAUCUUCCCUUACCACCCCCGCCUGGGACGCUACAGCCUGAACUUCCACGACGCCCAGCAGGCGUGCCUGGAGCAGGACGGGAUCCUGGCUUCCUACGACCAGCUCCACGAAGCCUGGCUGGAGGGCAUGGACUGGUGCAACGCUGGCUGGCUGCAGGACGGCUCGGUGCAGUACCCCAUCUCCAAGCCGCGGGAUGAGUGCGGCCGGAAGGAGACCCCCGUCGGGGUGCGCAAUUACGGCUACCGCCACAAGGACGACGAGCGCUACGACGCCUUCUGCUUCACUUCGAAUCUGAACGGUGAGGGGGUGCCUGGCUGCCCAAAGUUCUAGAAUCAGAAAACGGUAGAGUCGGAGGGCCCCCCAAAGGUCAUCUAGCCCAACCCCCUGCAAUGCGGGACUUGAAGCUAAAGGAUCCCUGCUUAGGUGCCCAAGCAACCUCUGCUUAAAACUCCCCCCGUGAUCAUUCGUCCCACUGUCAAAGGAAGCUUCCUGCCUAGCGUCAGGAGGGGGGGACACACAUUUUCCCAGUCUGCUUUCUUCGAGCCAUGCAUCAUUUUAUAAACUUCUAGGCUUCCUCGCUCCUCGCACCCUCCGAAAAAAUCUCAGAGCAACAUUUAACCGAUUGCUGGCCUUUUCCGCGUCCCCCAGGACCAGGCAAUGAGGCAGUAGUUCAGCUCAGCAUGAUGGAUGAGCCUGCAGGGGUUUGUCCAAAGGCGUAAAUUACUCUUUGCUGGGAGGGUCUGCCGGGGGGGGGGGGGAGUUGGCAGGAGGGGGGCUUCAUUUGUGUAAUCAGGGGCAGGAUAAAUAGCCCUGGAUCAACUCGGAAAUGGAGUGCCUUUUGCUGCCUCAUCCAUCUUGCUGAAGGCAGGUGUUUAAUUCUCCUCUCAUUGGAUUUGGCAGCGUAAAAAUGGAGGGGUUUUUUUGUGGGGAAGAUGGGAAGAGUCAAGAUCAGGGGUCAGCAAACUUUUUCAGCCGGGGGCUGGUCCACCGUCCCUCCAACCUUGUGGGGGGCUGGACUAUAUUUUUUUUUGAGGGGGGUGAACGAAUUCCUAGGCCCCACAAAUAACCCAGAGACAUUUUAAAUAAAAGGACACAUUCUACUCAUGUAAAAACAGGCUGAUUCCUGGACUGUCCAUGGGCUGGAUUUAGAAGGCGAUUGGGCCGGAUCCGUCCCCCGGGCCUUAGGUUGCCUACCCAUGGUCAAGAUAUAUCCCCCACAUGUGUUUGGCUUUUGUUUUUUUAAGGGGGGAAAGGGGAUCUAGGAAGCAAACCCCGAUAGCUCAGCUUGUAGAGCAUGAGACUCUUAAUCUCAGGUCGUGGGUUUGAGCCCCACAGGGGGGGAAAGUUUCCCGCCUUGCAGGGGGUCGGACCAGAUGACCCUCAGGGUCCCUUCCAACCCUAUGACUGGUGGGCACUAAGGUUUUUCUCCCGCUCGUUGUUGGCAUCCAUCCGUCUGGAGACACAAUGGAGUGCACCUCCGGGGGUGAAGUCAAACCGCUGCUUUGCAGCACUGAAAUGAGCUCUUUCUGCUCUGUCAGGAAAGUGAGAACACCUGCUAAAUCUGAGCUCCAGACUACAUUUUAAGCUAGGCUUAAGUAUGUCUUUGUCACUGAAUUACCAUUUUAAGCCUGCCUGAAGCAAGUUUCUCUCUGACAAGUAUUCCAGGUGAGUAAAUGCUCUUUUUUUUUUUUACCUUUUGAAAGACAGUUUGUGUGAUUAUUGUUUUAAGGGAGACAAAAAGGGGAAAUACCAGGAGAAUCCAGUCUGCUUAAAUGUUAAAAGAAAGGGGAUUCUGACUAAAUGUAGGGGGAAAACUUUCUGAUCGUAAGAGCUGUUUGACCGUGGAAUGUGUUAAGGGAGAAAUCCGAGGGAUCCCUUGGACAAGACAAAAAAACAAGGACACCAGCCAGGAAUACCAGAGCAAAAGAGAAGACUGUUGCAACAGGACUCCCACCUGCCACCAGGUGAAACAAGAUGGAAGCUCCAAACAAAGGAAAACCCAAACUUUUAUUAGCUGCUAAUCCCCAUGUUUGGGGACACAGGUGGCGCUGUGGGUUAAACCACAGAGCCUAGGACUUGCUGAUCAGAAGGUUGGCGGUUCGAAUCCCUGCGAUGGGGUGAGCUCCCAUUGCUCGGUCCCAGCUCCUGCCAACCUAGCAGUUUGAAAGCACGUCAAAGUGCAAGUAGAUAAAUAGGUACCUCUCCAGCGGGAAGGUAAACGGCGUUUCCGUGCACUGCUCUGGUUCAACAGAAGCGGCUUAGUCCUGCUGGCCACAUGACCCGGAAGCUGUCUGCGGACAAAGGCCGGCUCCCUCGGCCAGUAAAGUGAGAUGAGCGCCGCAACCCCAGAGUCUGUCACGACUGGACCUAAUGGUCUGGGGUCCCUUUACCUUUACCUUUAAUCCCCAUGUUACACCCCUUUAACAAAUGUUCUCCCUCAGGAGGUGGUGGACUCUCCUUCCUUGCAGGUUUUUAAGCAGAGGUUGGAUGGCCAUCUGUCAGGGAUGCUUUAGCUGAGAUUCCUGCAUUGGACUAGAGGACUACUACUACUACUACUACUACUAAUAAUAAUUUAUUUAUGCCCCGCCCUCCCUGGCCAGAGCCGGGCUCAGGGCAGCUAACACCAGUAAAAUUACAAAAAAACAAAACAAAAACCAAUUUAAAAUACAGGUUAAAAUAUAAUUUAAAAUGCAGCCUCAUUUUAAUAGUAGCCCAUAGAUCAAAACCGUAAAGGGGAGGGAAACAUAAGGGUCAGACUGAGUCCAAACCAAAGGCCAGGCGGAACAGCUCUGUCUUGCAGGCCCUGCGGAAAGAUGUCAAGUCCCUCAGGGCCCUAGUCUCUUGUGCCAGAGUGUUCCACCAAGUCGGGGCCAGUGCUGAAAAGGCCCUGCCCCUAAUUGAGACCAAUCUAAUCACCUUGCGACUUGGGACCUCCAAGGUGUUGUCAUUUGUGGACCUUAAGGUCCUCCGUGGGGCAUACCAGGAGAGGAGGUCCCGUAGGUAUGUGGGUCCUAGGCCGUGAAGGGUAUUUAAAGGGCUUGGAGGUCCCUUGCAACUCUAUGAUUCUAUGACUCUAUGAUCCUGAAUUGCUUAAUCUAAAAGGCUAAUUUUAAGUAAUCUAAGUAAAUUUAGGAGAUUACUAGAUCUACUAAACUAGAUCUAAGUAGAUUUGGAUUAAGUAAUCUUAAGUACAGUGGUACCUCGGGUUACAGACGCUUCAGGUUACAGACUCCGCUAAUCCAGAAAUAGUACCUCGGGUUAAGAACUUUGCUUCAGGAUGAGAACAGAAAUCUUGCUCCGGCGGCGCGGCAGCAGCAUGAGGCCCCAUUAGCUUACGUGGUGCUUCAGGUUAAGAACAGUUUCAGGUUAAGAAUGGACCUCUAGAACGAAUUAAGUUCUUAACCCAAGGCACCACUGUAAUUCUAAGAUGCAAAGGAAUGCCACUCUGUGAACUCACAGGCGCAAGGAAGGAUAAUAUCCAAUCAAUAUACCCUCUGCUGGCAUCUAUUCGCAUCCCAACACCACUCAAGUUGGGAAUCGCUGCUUUAACCACUGCACCACAUUGCCUCUCCCCCUCUUCUCCCUCCCAGGCAAAGUCUACUUCCUCAAGACCUACCGCAAGCUGAGCUUCCCGGAAGCCGUCCAGGCGUGCAAGAAGAACGGGGGCGCCGUGGCCAAAGUCGGCCAGCUCUACGCUGCCUGGAAGAUCCAGCUCUUGGACAAGUGUGAGGCCGGCUGGGUGGGCGACGGCAGCAUCCGCUACCCCAUCGUCAACCCCAGAACCCGCUGUGGGGGCCGCGAGCCUGGCGUUCGCAACCUGGGCUUCCCCAACAAGAAAUACAAGCUCUUUGGCGUCUAUUGCUACAGAAGCGCCACCGGUGGAGGGUCCAAGGCGGCUGCCAAGGAGGGAGCAGGCAAGUGGAAACCUUUGCAGGUGUAA